This is a messenger RNA of Papilio polytes (common Mormon), 3284 nucleotides long. RefSeq names its product tubulin-specific chaperone D (gene TBCD). Gene Ontology annotation, cellular component: lateral plasma membrane. The record is from RefSeq and is a predicted model, not a curated record. The transcript has 16 exons. Bases 178 to 3045 code for a protein of 955 amino acids. NCBI's taxonomy places the organism in Eukaryota, Metazoa, Arthropoda, Insecta, Lepidoptera, Papilionidae. Gene Ontology annotation, biological process: adherens junction assembly; microtubule cytoskeleton organization; post-chaperonin tubulin folding pathway. Gene Ontology annotation, molecular function: beta-tubulin binding; GTPase activator activity.
AAAUGUCAAUGUCAAUUCUACCAAUUGUUUUGUUUGGGCAUUUAUUUCUUGUGCGGUGGAUUAAUCGUUGAUUUAAUACAUUUAGUUUAUUUGUGUUAUCUGUUUUAAAAGAAGGGAUUAUAAUUAUUAUUUUUCUCUAGCAGUAAUCUUCAAAAAAAUCUGAUUCAUUCUUCAAAGAUGGUUGGGUUAGACGCAGAUCUGAACAAGGAUGACGAAUGUGAUAAUAUUGGCUUAGGAUGUGCAUUAGAGCACUUCUCUGAGGUUGAAGAUGUGAUGAACAUGAUAGAUAAUUUGAAAAAUAUAUAUGAGACGCCACAAUUGGAAGUAGACUAUGAUAGAUUAUAUAGUAUUUUGAAGCAAUAUUAUGAGCAACCUCACCUACUUGAUCCACACUUGGAUAAGAUAUUAGCCAAGUUUAUUGCAUUGAUUAAGGAUAAAGAAUCCCCUAGUGGAUUAAAACAUGCUACCUUCAACUAUAUGUAUCAAAUUAUAAGAGUUCGUGGAUAUAAAGUGGUUGUAAGGCACUUGCCUCAUGAGGUAUCGGAUCUUUUAACUGUUCUAACAUUCCUAGAAGCGCAAGACCCAAUGGACAAAGAAACAUGGCGCAGUAGACUCGUUUUACUCCUUUGGCUCUCUAUUGGUGUUAUUAUUCCAUUUCACAUGAGCAGAUUGGAUGGAUUUGCACCAGACCAACCAGGAGCAGCUGGUUCUUCUAAAAAGUUAACUGUAAUGGAAAGGAUUUUCAAUAUGUGCAAAAUAUAUGCUUGUAGUAAGGAUUCCUGUGCUGAAGCUAGUGCAUAUUUAGCCUCUAAGUUUCUUACCAGGUCUGAUGUUAAAGAAAUUUAUUUAGGUGCUUUCUUCGACUGGGCUUGUGAUUUACAUUCCAAUUUGAAAGAUCAAGACACAAUACAUUAUGGUGUGCUAGCAGCUGUGGCUGCAGUACUUAAACAUGGGAAAAGAGAUGAUUUACUUCCAUACACACCUAAGUUACUGCAGUGGGUUAAUGAACAAAACUAUAAACAUCACAAUGCCAUGCUCGUUAGGAAGUAUGGAGUUAAAAUUGUGCAAAGAAUUGGAUUAACAUUCCUGCGGCCUCGUGUAGCAUCGUUUCGGUACACGCAGGGCUCGAGGUCUCUCGCAGUGACUCUGGGCGGGGUCGCGGCAGCCGGGGACACCGAGCCCGUUGCCGCGCCUCCUGAUGACGAGGACCAGGAUAUACCACAGGAGGUAGAAGAAGUAGUGGAACUACUCCUGUGUUCUCUACGUGAUGAGGACACAGUUGUACGGUGGUCGGCAGCGAAGGGUGUAGGCAGGAUAGGUGCGCGGCUGCCGGCGCUCGCCGCCGCCGACGUCUGUGAGAUCGUGCUUACAUUGUUCGCUGAGAAUGAACGAGACACCGCAUGGCAUGGAGGAUGUAUGGCUCUUGCGGAAUUGGCUCGGCGCGGUCUGCUGUCCCCGCAGCAAGCACGUUACAUGUACGAGUGUUAUAGUAGAUAUGUGUAUCUUUUUUUUAAGUAUGGCGAUAAUGUUCCAGAUGAUUGGUUGGAGCUGAUAGAAGAGUGUUUGGGCCACGAGGUGCAGGUGAUCCGCGAGAAGGCGAUCCAGGCUCUGCCGCUGGUGUUCGAGCAGUACUUGUCUGACGAGGACUCGCGGCCGCGGCGCGCCGGCCUCAUGCAGAAGUACUGCAGCCAGCUCGCCUCCACCAGCGCCAACGGACUGCUGCUCAGGAUGGGAUAUGCUAGAGCUAUAGGUGCUUUACCGAAGUUCGUGCUGAGUGAACAUCUGCCGCUGGUGAUCCGUUCACUGAUCGAGUGCACUCGCGUGACGGAGGGCACGCAGAAGUGGGCGGAGUCGCGGCGCGACGCGGUGGUCGGCCUGACGGAGGUGUGUCACACGCUGGGCAUCGUUGACGGCGUCGACAAGUACGUGGAGGAGAUCUCUGACGCGCUGCUCGCCUGCCUGGCAGAGUACACCAUUGACAUGCGGGGAGACAUCGGCGCCUGGGUGAGAGAAGCUAGUAUGACUGGUCUGCUGGCGCUGUGCCGGCUGUGCGCGGCGCAGGCGCCGCAGCUGAACAGCGCGCGCGGCGUGGGCGCGGCGGUGCGCGGCGCGGCGCAGCAGGCCGUGGAGAAGAUCGACCGCACGCGCGCGCACGCCGGCAGGAUAUUCACCGCAUUUAUAUACAAUGAUCCGAUCAUCAACAACAUCCCUCACCACGAGGCGUUGAAGCGGAUCUUCCCGUACGACGAGGUGGAGCUGCGCGGGAGCGGAGGCGGGUGUAGCGGGGAGGGUGUGGGGGAGGGGGGGGAGCCAGUCAGCGAGAACUCCAACGUGGUGCUGUGGCUGUUCCCGGGGCACACGAUGCCGCGCUUCGUGCAGCUGCUGCAGUACCCCGAGUAUAGGUACAGCGUGCUCAAAGGACUCGUCGUCAGUGCGGGGGAACUCACUGAGAGUCUGGUGAAACACACGACACAGUCUUUGUACUCGUACCUGCACACGCUGCACGAGGACAUGGCGACGCUGCGCAGCGUGUGCGACACCAUCGUGCAGGUGUUCGCCGACAACCUGCACGUGAAGCGUAUCACCGGGCCCAUGUUCAACUUCCUCGACAGGCUGCUCAGCUCGGGUGCGAUAUCCCCGAUACUAGAGGAUCCAGAAUCGACGUUCGCAGCAGAUAUAUUGAAAUACUUACAACUGGAGUUGCGUGGAGGGAAAAAUAUCUACAAGCUGUUGGACUCUAUAAAUGUUUUGUGCCAAUUGAUACAGGUUGGCGGCGCUGUGUGCAGCAAGGCGCUGGGCCAGCUGGUGAUCUACCUGUGCUACGCGGACCGCUACGUGCGCCGCUGCGCCGCCGCGCGCCUGUACGAGGCGCUCACCCUCUACGGCGACACCUGCACUGCGCCGCAGCACAACCUCGACCAGGUGAUGAGUAUCCUAGCCGAAACAGAUUGGGAAAGGGAUGUGGCGGAACUGAGGCCUAUAAGGAAUGAUAUUUGCGACCUGAUGGACAUCAAGAGGCCGGUCCUCAAGCAAAAGGCGCCUUAAACACUACAGUAUUAAGGACUGGAUUUGCUUACAGCACAAUAAUGUGCGCUUCGCUUUAACACGAAAUGCAACCGCAGAAUUAACACGGAGUUAGCAUUUAUGCUUUAAUUUUGUUUGACUGAAAUUAUUUGAUUUAUUUAUGUUUGUAUUUACAAAAUAACGAUUGAUAGUUAUUGUAUGCGAACUACACAAUUUUAACGGCACUUAGCAAUGAAAUAAACAUGUAACUUUUUUACUUA